GAGGCGCGAGGGGGUGCGCCUUGGGAUCGACGUGCUGCCAGUGUCCGUGGGCAGUUUUGCAGGCCUCUCCGUCCUCGCGGUCUUCGCCGGGGGCGAGGUGGACGCGUGGAAUCACCGCUCCGUCGUCGAGGCGCAGAGAGUCGGCCCUGGCGAUAUCAUCAUCCGCGUGAACGACACCAUGGGCGACACGUGCCAAAUGAUGGAGGACCGCACCGCCUCCCGAAGGGUGACCAUGCUGCGGCGCGGCCCGCAGAACGGGGGCGCGGCGGCGCAGCCGCAGGUGACCGAGCGGCCCGUGCAGCAGCCGCCGCAGCUGCAGCAGCCGGCUCCGGGGCCGCCGCCCGACACGGGGCUCCGCCUGGGCUCCAGGGCCAAAGGGCGCGGGGCGGCUGAGGCCUUCCGCGAGGCAGAGGGGUGCGGCCAGCCCGGGGUUGAGCACUACAUGCGGAGGCGCGACGGCAUGCCGCUCGGGAUCGACGUCAUGCAGCCCCCCGGCGGCGGCUUCGGCGGCGGAGGC
Prorocentrum cordatum is the source of this 517-nucleotide messenger RNA. Lineage: Eukaryota; Dinophyceae; Prorocentrales; Prorocentraceae. The record is from the annotation of a GenBank genome assembly.